CGCAUCGGCCGCGAUGACGUCACACCCCAGGGCCGGAGGUACAUAUUCACCAACAGCCUAUCCUGGACGCGGUGGUUCCUCUUGAGUUCCCAGCUUCAGCGCUCUCGAAGGAGCUCUCCAGCUUCCCUCCAAAGGGACCGCGAAUCGUAAGGUUUGAACCGCGGUGAUAAGCAGUCUCCGAGUAGCGGCGGCGGUGGCGGCGGCGGCUUUUUUUCUUGGAAGCAAUGAAUACCAGAAGGGACGUCCGUGGCAAUAGAGCAGCUCUCUUUGAUGGCAUUGAAGAAGGUGGCAUUAGGGCAUCAUCUUCUUACUCUUCUCAUGAGAUUGAUGAGCAUGAGAAUGAAAGAGCAAUGGAUGGGUUGCAGGAUAGAGUCAAUCUUCUAAAGAGAUUGUCUGGUGAUAUAAACGAAGAAGUGGAGACACAUAACCGCAUGUUGGAUGGAAUGGGCAAUGAGAUGGAUGCUUCGAGGGGAGUUCUGUCGGGAACGAUGGAUCGUUUUAAAAUGGUGUUUGAGACAAAAUCAAGCCGGAGAAUGUUUUCUCUUGUUGCAUCAUUUGUGGUGAUUUUCCUAGUUGUCUACUAUCUCACUAGGUAAUGGAUCGCAAUAGGUUGAAGGCUGAAAGCUGCUAGAGAUUAAAACUGGGGGGGCGGUUACUGUGAACUCCUUACUGUAAGUAACUACUGUUUCUGGCUUGUAAGUUCGUGUUCCUCUGUUUAAAGAUCUCUGGAUGUGUUUGAACUGUUGUCAAAGGCUUCGAUGUUGUGUGGUAAUAAUAGUAGUAAUAGUACCUGCCUAACUAAUCCACACCGUCUUUUCCUUCACAA
Eucalyptus grandis is the source of this 826-nucleotide messenger RNA. RefSeq names its product bet1-like SNARE 1-1. The transcript is spliced from 6 exons. Bases 225 to 596 code for a protein of 123 amino acids. NCBI's taxonomy places the organism in Eukaryota, Viridiplantae, Streptophyta, Magnoliopsida, Myrtales, Myrtaceae. The record is from RefSeq and is a predicted model, not a curated record.